AGUCGGCCAGCCAGCCACAAAAACGAGUCAGUCAGUGAAUUUUCUUGCGCUGGUGUUUCGUGUUGUCUUCUCGGUGCACAAAAAUGUCUUUCAAGGCUUAAGCUUUAAAGCUUCGUGUGAACAAUGAAAAGUAGUCCCACGCGCAAAUAUGAGAAUUUCUCCAACGACCACCAAGGGAAAGAAACGGACAAGUAUUCGCUAGACAGCCAAGACACCGCAAGUGUGCACUCCAAUACGGAAGAGGGGGGUGGGGGGCGGCGCGCGACGGGCGACGCGUCGGCCGGCGCGGGCGACAUGUGGCUCAGCGCCGUCGAGAGUUCCAUCCUCACCUGGGAGGAGGUGGCCGAGCGUCUGAAUGUGGACGUACGCCGCGGGCUGUCAUGGCGCGAGGCGAACGAUCGCAUGAACUUCGUCGGCCCCAACGAGUUCCAGGUGAAGGAGCAGGACCCGCUCUGGAAGAAGUACAUCGAGCAGUUCCAGAACCCGCUCAUACUGCUGCUGCUUGGAUCAGCAGUGGUGAGCGUGUGCAUGCGACAAUUCGACGACGCGAUAUCGAUCACGGUCGCCAUAAUCAUCGUGGUGACGGUGGCCUUCGUCCAGGAGUACCGAUCGGAGAAGUCGCUUGAGGAGCUGAACAAACUGGUGCCGCCGUCUUGCAACUGUCUCCGCGAAGGCAGCCUCGAACAUUUCCUGGCUCGCAACCUCGUCCCAGGCGACAUAGUCCAUCUCAAUGUCGGCGACAGAGUACCGGCGGACUUGCGACUGUUCGAUUCAACGGACCUUGCCAUCGACGAGUCUUCCUUCACUGGGGAGACCGAACCGGCUGGCAAGAAUGUGUUACCUAACAAGGCAUCUGCUGGGAGAGUUAAUAAGGACAACAUCGCCUUUAUGGGGACCUUAGUGCGAUGCGGUAACGCUAAGGGGAUCGUAGUGAGCACCGGCGAGCGAUCCGAGUUCGGCGACAUUUUCCGCAUGAUGCAAGCAGAGGAGGCCCCAAAGACUCCCCUGCAGAAGUCCAUGGACACCCUCGGCGCUCAGCUGUCGAUGUAUUCCUUCUGCAUCAUCGGCUUCAUCAUGGUCACCGGCUGGCUGCAGGGCAAGGCUCUGCAGGACAUGUUUACCAUUGGCGUCAGUUUGGCUGUGGCUGCUAUUCCUGAAGGUCUCCCAAUCGUGGUGACGGUGACACUGGCUCUCGGCGUGAUGCGGAUGGCGAAACGAAACGCCAUUGUGAAAAAACUGCCAACAGUGGAAACCUUAGGAUGCGUCAACGUCAUUUGCAGCGACAAGACUGGCACUCUAACUAAGAACGAGAUGACCGUGACGACGAUAUCGACCUCCGGCGGCCAUAUUGCUGAAGUAACAGGCGCGGGCUACAACGCACGCGGUGACGUGCAACUGCGCGCUUAUAAGGGACGGGACUUGGAUGUGGCGCGUAUGGGAGUUCAUACUAUGCUCGAGGUCGGCGUUCUCUGCAACAACGCGAUCAUCCGUGACGAAACGUUAUACGGGCAACCUACAGAGGGCGCUAUACUGGCGUGCGCUCUGAAGAACGGUAUGGAAGACAUCAGGGAACAAUACACCAGGCUGCAUGAGAUCCCGUUCAGCUCUGAAACAAAAAUGAUGGUUGUAAAAUGCGCUCCCAAAUUCGGCGACGGCAAAGCGAAAGAAGAGGUGUUCGUCAAGGGUGCCAUAGAGAAAGUCCUCCCCAUGUGCACCAGAUACAUCGACAGUUCCGGAAACUACGCGCCUAUUACCAAAGACAAGCAGAACGAUUUCAUGAGCGAGGCGUAUAAUAUCGGACGGAUGGGUCUCCGCAUCAUAGCCCUGUGCCGCGGCGACAGUCUCGAAGCGCUAACUUAUACAGGAGUAUGCGGCGUAUGCGACCCGCCGCGACCAAACGUACGGGACGCGGUCGCUACGCUUCGCCGAGCCUGUGUGGAUGUCAAGAUGGUCACUGGAGACGCCAGGCCCACUGCUUUGGCUGUCGCUCAAAUGGUUGGCUUGGACGUGUUGCACUCGCAGUCCCUUUCUGGCGAACAGUUGGACUCCAUGCCUGAUGAUGAACUGGACAGAAUUAUUGACACAGUGAGCGUAUUCUACAGGGUGACACCGAAACACAAGCUAUCAAUUGUGAAGUCUCUGCAGAGGCUCGGAAACAUUGUAGGAAUGACUGGUGACGGAGUGAAUGACGGCGUGGCGUUGAAACGGGCUGACAUCGGUAUUGCUAUGGGCAAGAAUGGCACAGACGUGUGCAAGGAAGCCGCCGACAUGAUCCUGCUUGAUGAUGACUUUGCUACUAUCAUUGCCGCAAUCGAAGAGGGCAAGUGCAUAUUCUACAACAUCCGCAACUUCGUCCGCUUCCAGCUUUCGACGUCGAUCGCCGCGUUGUCGCUCAUCGCUCUCGCUACUCUCAUGGGCAUACCGAACCCGUUGAAUGCUAUGCAGAUACUGUGGAUCAAUAUUAUUAUGGACGGCCCCCCCGCACAAUCAUUGGGAGUCGAACCGGUAGACCACGAGGUGGUGCGACGCCGGCCGCGAGAUACAUCGCGGCGGAUCAUCUCGCGCGGGCUGCUGGCUAACGUAUUGCUGUCUGCCGCCAUCAUUAUAGCUGGCACCCUGUGGGUCUUCAAUAGAGAGAUGUCAGACAACAAGAUAACCCCGCGCGACACCACGAUGACGUUCACGUGCUUCGUGCUGUUCGACAUGUUCAACGCGCUGUCGUGCCGCUCGCAGACCAAAUCCGUGUUCCAGGUCGGAUUGUUCUCUAACAAAAUGUUCCUGGUAGCCGUGACUCUCAGCUUGGUGGGCCAGAUGCUGGUGGUAUUCUUCCCGCCGCUGCAGCGCGUGUUCCAGACCGAAGCGCUCACUGGACAUGAUCUCAUAUUCCUAGUCUGCCUCACGUCCAGCGUAUUCAUCGUGAGCGAAGUGAAAAAGCUGAUCGAGCGGACCCUCAAGAAGAAGUCCUACGGAAAGUUCUCGACGAAGGCCCACGACGCCAUGGACUUCGUAUGACACGAGACCGACAAGAAGGCGCAGUAAGCGGCGCCCACCGCCCCGCCCACUGUGACACGCCUACCUGUUCCAAAUAUCACGUGACCGACUCCCCCACACACAUCCAAUUCACCGAUGAGCUAAUCAAAUAUCAAGUGACAAAAUCACAGUCCAAAUAUCGAGUGACCGAGUCGCAGUCGCAGGUAUCGAGUGACGGGUGCGUCUUCAGUGACAGCUGUCAGUGCGGUGACGGCCGGGACAAAGGACCGUUCUCGAUUUACGACGGCAAAAUCGAUAUUCCUGUUCGUAUUUAAAUUAUUUUUCUAAUUGAUGAAUGCAGUAUUUUUUUUAAAACGUGUUUUAGUAGCUAUUAUUUAUUUUUCUUAUCUUUUUUUUACGAUGUAAUUUUAAGUGGUAAUAGUGAAUGUUUGGUGUUUUAUUUUUAAGAUAGCUAAUUGACGUUGGACGUGUGGAAUUUGGGCCCAGAAAGAGUGAAUGUGCAUUUUUUAUGUGAUGUAGUUUUGCGAUGUGGCAUUUUGAUGUCGUUGCAUGAAUAAAGAAAUUGACUUUGACAAAGUGUUAGAUUUAAUGAAAUGGUUGUAGAUAUGUGUGAAUACCUUUACCCUGCAGUAUACUGUAUUCGUAAAAUGUUUCUUAUUGCAACAGAACAAGGUUGGCUUUACGUUGCAGGGUACAUGUACUGCAUGAUGUAAUGAAACAUAAAACUAUGAUGGACUUAGUCACUGAAGAGUGAUACUUAUUUACUUGACAUACCGAUAUUUACUUCUAAUCAGUUACUUGAUAUUAAAUUCACUGAUUUUUACCAUACGACAUGGACUUUUGCAAACCGUAACUUUUAAUCUACGAUCAGUAUUUAGAGAGUUGAAACGGCAGUUAAUUACUAAAAAAAACUUAAUUUAAAGUGGCCAUAAAGAGUUUAUUUUCGGUAUAAUAAUCUGUGGUUUAAUUGUCAAAUAUCUGUUUUGAAUUUAACUCUUGGCUGUCAAGUAAUAUUCUUAUUAGGUAAAAAAACGCAUGUAUGCAUAAAAUAGUGAAUUAAAUCUACAGCUCGGUUAAAAAAGCUGGCACAUACACGUAUUGCGUUUGUGUGGAGUAUUAAUAAGCUCACGCGCACGUCACGUGACGUCAUAUUGCAAACGUAUUAUAAAAUAUCGAUCUAUCUCUCUCACAAGCUGUCAAACUUAUGAGCGAGAUAGUUAUUGUUUUCACUAUUAUUUAUUGCUGAAUAUAGUGUAAUGUUUUCUUAUACAUGCUGUAUAAUAAAACUGAUUUAUUUUAGUAUUGUGAACGUGCCAGUUUUAUUCAACUGACCACUUACCAGUGAUGUGAGAUUGCUAAACCCUUACAUGACCAUUCUAUGUUUGACAUUGUAAAUUAUAAUAAUUAUAUCGGAUCUGAUCUAAAUAUAGUGUGAAAUUAGCUUGGCAUUUAGUUCUCUCUCUCACUCCCACUGUCAGAUACUAGCUUGCAUGCGAGCGAGACAAAAAUAGUUAAAAAGCAAUUCAAUUACAUUCCUUUGUAUUUUCUAAUUGUGUAAAAAGAAUUUUAGCAAUGAAUAUUAACGAUUUCACUAUUAUAGCGAUGUUUUUAACCAACUAAAGAUUUUAUUUUAUAAAAUUUAACAAAUUAUUUAUAUUAAAAAUUCUCGGUUAGAGAAGGUAGGAAAAUAUUAAAAAAAAUAGAAAGGAAAGUACAAUUUUAUCAGGUAUAUUUUUAUAUUUAUUUUAUCGACAUAUUACGAUAUUCUUAUUUAAUCGAAUGUAUUAUUUAUCCAAUAAAAUAUUCAUUUUGCUUGUAUAUGAACUUGUUUUCAUAAAUUAUUGAUAACGAAGUAACAAAUAUUCCUAAAUUCGAGAAACAAAAUGGGCUUUGUACAUAAUCGCGUGAAAAAAUGAAUUAGAAUUUAUCUUGAUAGUUAAUAGCAAAAAACAGUAGAAAGAAAAUAUAACUAAAGUAAGUUCUGUGGGCAAUUUUGUUGAGUUGAGCCAAGAUCUAAAACUGAGUGGGGACCUCUCUUUUUCUCCUUUGUGAAAGAAGCGAGACAGCAUGUCGAAUUGAAAAGUGACAAACUUAUUUUAGUCUGGCCUAUUUUGGUUGUUAUUUAGUGGAGUAUAAAGGCCAGAUUGGUCUGUGAAUGGUGUCAUAUUUUCAGAUUGACUAUGUGUUGUCCCUUUCUAUUCACUUAUGAGAGAAAGAGACAGACUGAUCGAUAAUUUUGUUAAGAGUGGUACAAGACAAUCGCCACAGUAAAUUAGAAAAGUAGUGAAGAGUCGAGCGGUUUUACGGUCUACUAUAAAUAAAUAGGUAAUAUCAUAAACUAUGCUUUCGUAGCUUCUGCGCGCACUUAUUAACUGUGCUUAAUAAUGUUCUUAUUACGGCUCUAUUAUUAUUAUUAAAAUCUACGAUGAACUAUUUGUAUACCAACAUUUUUUAAUCAAAUCCAGUUAAAUUAUGAGGACCAUUUUUAUCUUGUAAAACUUGUGAUUUUUCCCCUGUGUAAGGUUAGGUAAAUUAUAUUCACCCAUCCUGUUCUUAAUUUUGUAGUAACUUAUUGAUGUUAAUGUAGUAGCAUUCGUGAUGCUAGUUGGAUGGAAGGAACUGGAUGGAUUGUAAAGGUCUCAUCUAGAAAAGGUAUCGCCAAAUAGAAUGUGUACUUAGCGCGCUAGAGCGCUAGUCUGACGUCGCGCUAUAGCGUCAAAUUGUGUUGGUAGUUUUUUAUUUUUUUUUAUCCACAACGAGGAAGCUCUUGGCCUGUAUCUCACCUGAUGGUAAGUGACGAUCAGGCCGAAGGUGGAAGCGAGCUUCACCCGGAAUCCUCAACCACGGAGGAACUGGCUAUCUUACCUCUAACUGCCGGAACACAACAAUGCUGUUAACAUUGUUGUUAUGGCGACAGACUUAGGUAAGAUGGUGGUAGCUAGCCAGGCGGACUUAGAACAAGCCCUACCACCAACCAAACCGAACAGAAAAAUCUGCCCCCACUGGGAAUCGAACCCGGGACCUCUGCGUCUGAAGCAGGUGGUCUAACCACUAGACUACAGAGGCAGUAUUACAAAAUAGUUACAGAAGAGAAUCACCUGUAUGUACUUCAUUUCCCAUACGCACACAGACGCGUCUCAAGCGGGCGUCAUUCGCGCUCGUACUGGUUUAGACUGGUUUGUAUUAAUGGCGAUAUCGUGUUCGUGAGCGUUGCCCGAGCUCACUUUGUAUGUAAAGUGUCCUAUUUUGUGGUAGAAUGUAAAACCCGGUGUCAAACCUUCCUAGCGCCGCGAAAGAGCAAUGCGUACUAGCGCUGACGCUGUGUUUGACAUGAAACUAUCUAUAUUCUAGCAACACAAUUCGGCGCUAUAGCGCGUCGUUAGAUUAGCGUACUAGCGCGCGCUAGGUACGCGUUAUUUGGCGAUGCCUUAAAAUUGACAUACAUAUUUUGGCCCUUAUCAAGUUUCUAUCGCAAUAUUUUAGAAAAAAAAUUGUUCUAUUUUAAAAUGUCUAAAUUUCAAAGGAAUAAAACUGAUUCAGAUCAACAUUCUGACUAAAUUAUUGUCUUUGUUUUCUAAUCAUCUUUUUCUUUUGGAUUAAAACGGUCAAAAUAUGGCGGUAGAUGUCGUGGCCUAAGUUGUGGAUAAGUCUUAAGAUUGGUGCUUGAUACUGAGGAAGAUUUCGGUGGUAAGGUAAUAAGGUAUUUAGUUCACAUAAAUAAAAGGUCCGUAUUACAACAACGCUCAAAACUCUACUCAAAAAUUCAGAAUCAGCCAGAUUUUGCCAUGUGAUUGGCCGAAACAUGAAAUUCAAUGUUUGAGAUAGAAUCCAGUUUGAGCUUCGUUCUGUAACACGGGUCUUACAUAGAAAAUCUGUUGUUUUUGGUAUAAAUAACCUACGAUUUUGAAUAUCAUUUUACUUGUUAUGCAAUAUUACAUUCGACAUUAAUUUUAACUGUGUUUUUCCUGUAACAUUAUUUAUACAUUCUCAUUCUUAUGUCUCCUGCAGUUAUCUAUUAGCUAGUUUGAUAUUAUUUAGUAAUUUUCCUCAAAUGAAAAACAUCCUGUAUUUAAAAUGUGACAAGCAAAUAAUAAUAAAAAACACUUUUACUGUAUGAUGAAUUCAAGGUUUUCCUUUCACUUAGCUAGAUAAAGUAAUUCUCCUAUCAAUGUCUGUUUAAGAAACGAGCUCGUUAUGACGACAUAAAAUGGCGUCCUUUGGUGUUGCCAUAGAUAUUAUUUCGAAUUUAUUUAGCGUUAGUGUUGUAUUUGUAUUAAGGUUGUUUAGAGUCUGUUCUUGUAAUAUCUAAUGUUUUGAAUCUUAGAAAGGUGGUUUAAAUUUUAAUAUUGGAAAUUCAUAAAGUAGUAAGUGCAAAUCAUGAGUCGAAAGAAAACAAAAAAAUAUAGUCUAAUUGGUCAUUGUUUUUCGAUUUAACAUAUACAGGGUGGAAACGAUAAGUGAUCUCACUCGAUAAUUUCUAAACCAUACAAGAUAUCGAAAAACUGGUUCCUGAUCCUGAAAGUGCUUUACGAGCUCUUUCAAACGGCACCAAUAACAGAUUACAGAAUAAACUGGAAGUAUCUGAAAAUUCAAUGUUUCCGGCUUCCAUACAUUUGGUACAGCCUCAUAAUAUUAAAAACUACAGAAGGUAUCGUAAAACUGGUUACUGAUCCUAAAAGUGCUUCACGAGCUCUAUCCAACGGUAUCAAUAUUAAGUUACAGAAUAAACUGGAUCUAUCCAAAAAUCCAAUGUUUCCAUCCCCCCUCAGAAUACAGAACAAACCAGAAGGAGUGUUCGAUAACAUUUCUACGCGGCAACUUGUGUCCAAAAUACUUCCCCUCCCGCGCCCCUCUACCCCCUUUAGUGUUACUAGCGCCGUGUGACACCCCCAUUUUUGGGGUAAAAUUAUGUAAUUUUUUAAAGAGAUGUUAAACAAGUAAAAAAUAAGUAAGUGAAAUAAGUACACACGGCCACAGUGUUAACUAUCCAUUUCCGUUUUUGCUCUCGCUCUCAUCAAAUGGUGAUUCUUUGCGAUAGAACGAGACGACAUGACUGGCCAUAGGCAUAGAUAGUACCUACCUACCUAUGAAUUUAAUUUUUACUCCGAAGUAACUAAGUGUAGAUGAUUAUUCAUUUCUAUUAAAUAGUGUAAUAUACUACAUGUAGGUAUAAUAUGUUAUUUAAAAGUCAAUUACAAAAGUCGAAUAUAAAUUUUAGAAUGCCAAGUAAAACAAAAAAGAAACUUAAGGUUCUUUAUUAUGUAAACAUAUCGACAACAAAACAUUUGUUUACGGCGCAGUAGUGCUUUUAGUUUAACUUUUCUUGGAGUCAAAAACAGAAUCCAAAUCAAAAACAUCACCAAUACUUGAAUUUGAUUGCGAGGCAACUCUGGCUGUGUAUCCUGAAAGAAAAUCAGAGUAAGUAACUAUGUAAGCAAUAAUUAAUUACUUAAAAUUAUAAUUAAAUAUACAAAUAUUGCUGCUGCUGAUCUGUUGAUACUAAUGCCUUACUUUUGAAUAAAUGGGAAAGUAUGAAAUUCACGAUAGUAAUUUAUUAUCUCCUCAUUAUUUAGGGAGUAAUAUUAUAAAUUAAUUCAAAUAUUAAAAUCAAAUCAAAAUCAAAAAUAUUUAUUCAGUUUAGACCACAAGUGGCACUUAUAAUUUAAUUAAUCAGGUUGUCAUGUCAUGGAUGAAAUUACACUAAAAACUAAUUAAAACAAAAAGGAUGGGGAAAAUAUUCCAUUAUUCUGUGGUAACGCUAACAAAAUUAACGCGUGAAUUUUUUAUAGACAAAUGUAAUUCAAUAUAAAAAAGUAGGGUAAAAUAUUCCGUUGACCUGUGGCAACACUUACAAAAUACAACCGUGAUUUUUUUUGAAAAUUAUUAUUUAAUUAAAAUGAAUUGGAAAUGUGCUACUUACGGAUAAAACAUGAUCCCAUGCACUUUCUUCGUAAUUCCAGUAGCAUUCUUACAUGUUGGAACGGCACAAGACGGCAUAAUUUAAUUAUAAAGUGUCAAUCUGACGGAUAUGUAAACAAUGCGCGCGCCGGCCAUUGACUAAUUGCUCUAAAGUCAAAUUAGUGCGAUUCGGAGUAAUUUACCUAUAUGAAUACACAUUUACGCCCGUUGACGGUUUCUGGUUUGUUCCGUAUUCUGAGCAUCCCCCAUACAUUUAGUACUACCACAGUCAUGGCACUCAUCUCUUGAUACUUGAUACAACACUUUAUAGCAAGUAAAGCCUAAAUCUAAUUUUUUCCUUGAAUAAUUUUAAAUAAAAAUGCAAUUUAAGAGUUUUUUUUAGGUUCAUUAUUUAAUUUUAAAAAAUUACACUUAAUAUUGUGUGGUUGGCAUACAUUUAGUAUGGAAGCUGGAAACAUUGAAUUUUCAGAUACUUCCAGUUUAUUCUGUAAUCUGUUAUUGGUGCCGUUUGAAGGAGCUCGUAAAGCACUUUCAGGAUCAGGAACCAGUUUUUCGAUAUCUUGUAUGGUUUAGAAAUUAUCGAGUGAGAUCACUUAUCGUUUCCACCCUGUAUACUAAUAUUAUAAAUGCGAAUGCGAAAGUAACUCUGUCUGUCUGUCUGUAUCGCUUUCACGCCUAAACCACUGAACCGAUUUUGAUGAAAUUUGGCAUAGAGAUAGUUUGAGUCCCGGGAAAGGACAUAGGAUAGUUUUUAUCCCGGUUUUUGAAACAGGGACGCGCGAUAAAGUUUUUCUGUGACAGACGAAAUUCUACGCGGGCGAAGCCGCGGGCGGAAUGCUAGUAAGACUGUAAAGUUCAAAAUAAUGUGGUUGCAAUAUAACUAUUGUCUGCUUUUGAGUAAGCACGUGAACACGAAAACCGCACCUCCUUCUCUAAAUACAAGCUAUUUUUGCUGUGCACACCCACAAAAUUGUUAUUUGCUACUUUAUGUCUAUCACGCACGGUUAUAUCGUUGUGAUUCGAGUCAUAUCUAUAAGGAAGAAUUUGUAUUACGUCGUAGCGUGUUGUAACACAUAGUCCAAUCUCGUUAAUUCUUAGCUAUGCUUUCUUUUGGGGUUGCCACUCGUAAAAAAAUAUGAACCUUGGUCAGACUCAAGCCACCUAGCAUCCUCCUUUAUGCUAAACAGGUGAUACGUUAUGAAUUUUCGACGAGGUUUUUUGAACAAAAAGUUUUUUAACAGUGGCAACCCUAGCAUACAUUUUGAUGUUUAAAUAUACCGCAUUAUAAAAGGUAUGUAGGUAUUGACACUCUUUAGAUAGAAAUUGAGGCAUCUAUCACUUAUAUCUUAAUGUUAAUUCUAUUGUAGAAAGUUAAAAUUUAAUGUACGUGAAAAUAUAUUGAUAUGAACAUUAUUUGUAGUCUUUUAUAAUGUCGACUAGAAAUGAAAUGGUUUAGAAGGUAGUAUUUGACUUCAUGUUUUGUUCUAUAUAUUUUUUGGAGUUAGUGAAAAUUGUAUUUAUAUUUCCCACUAAAACAAAAAUAACUAAAAAUGGCAUAGAAAAUAAUGUAUGUUGAUAAACUUUUAAGUUUUUUGCAGUAAUUGUUCACUUGAAAAGCUUAGGAAAACUACAUAAGGCAAUUGGUGUGUUGGCUAAAAAAUACAUUAAAUAUACCUCUGGGUCAUUUCAUAUUUAGUCGACGAUUUUGUAUUCUACGUACGACUUCCUCAACUGUUUUCACCUCUAUUUGUAAUGUUAAGAAUAUGUAUUUAAAUGAAAUAUAUUGACACACAACCAUUUGACAAUCGUUAGAUAUGAAAUAUUAAUAUUGGUCUCUCAAAAACCAGCUGCAAUAUUUUAGCUGUUCUGUAUUGUUAAUAGCAUAUUGAAAGAACGGCCAUAAUGACUCGGUUAUGCCCUUCUGUUUGCCCAUUUGAAAUGACGACUACCCUCAUUAUGGGGCCAUAACUGACAUUCUUAUUUGGAAACUGAUUAGCUGGCAAUAUACAGUCAUGCAUUUUAGAAGGUCCCACAACAAGGUCAAUGACAGGUUAUGCGGAUUGUCAUGGCGCAUGGCGUGGUUGAAGCAUAAGAAUUGAUGGUCUUUCUAAAAUACUAAAACUAAAAUGUCAGCUAUGGCCCUAAGUCACACUUAUACCGCCAGUAAAGACCACUUAUAUGUUAAGGAGCUGAUACAAAUAAAUAGCCCGAAUAUCAAGUUA
Messenger RNA from Ostrinia nubilalis (European corn borer), 11132 nucleotides. It is a transcript of the gene SPoCk, whose product is annotated as calcium-transporting ATPase type 2C member 1. NCBI's taxonomy places the organism in Eukaryota, Metazoa, Arthropoda, Insecta, Lepidoptera, Crambidae. Gene Ontology annotation, biological process: manganese ion transport; intracellular calcium ion homeostasis; calcium ion transmembrane transport. Gene Ontology annotation, cellular component: endoplasmic reticulum; plasma membrane; Golgi membrane. Gene Ontology annotation, molecular function: ATP binding; P-type calcium transporter activity; ATP hydrolysis activity. The record is from RefSeq and is a predicted model, not a curated record. The transcript has 19 exons. The coding region runs from base 124 to 3012 and encodes 962 amino acids.